Messenger RNA from Cladocopium goreaui, 1162 nucleotides. The record is from the annotation of a GenBank genome assembly. NCBI's taxonomy places the organism in Eukaryota, Dinophyceae, Suessiales, Symbiodiniaceae.
GAUUUUUAAGCGCAGAAGUAUUUUGCAGCUUCAUGGCGAAGGCCUGCCUGAGCUUGUUCGGCUUGUUCGGGCUUCAGUCUUCCAAAAAGCCUCAAGUGGUGAGGUGUCCACCCAAUGAGCAGGCCCUGGCAGAUUUCUUAGAACAGCACGAAGUAGACACUUCGUCAUGGGGAGAUGGCAAAGCGAAGCCUGUAGCCUCCUUACUGCGUGAGCUGAAUGAAGGCAGCUGCAGCUUGCGCAUUGAUCAAGCCAAGAAGCUGCAAAGGUGGGUGGAGCCUGUCUUCGUUCAGAUCACCUACAAUGGCAAAGUGUUAGUGGAGCGGAUGAAAGUUUUCCCCAACGGCUCUCAGCGCGUGCAUGCGACUGUUCUGGCCGAGAAGAAGUGGCGGGAUGAUGCCACGACCGUUGAUGCAGCGAUACGGGGUAUGCGGGAAGAGCUACGUGUCGAGAUCAGCAAAGAGACGGAGGGAUUAGUGCAUGCCCCUUUGGAGAACAUUUGCUUCGUUGAAUCCAUGGAUUCAGCGAGCUAUCCCGGUGUCGCUGCAAUCUACGACACUACCUUCAUGCGCUUCAACAUUCAGCCUGGCAGCAUGGCAGAGCGCGCUUUCAGCGCCUGCGGGCUUCCUGCUUGCAAGCCCUUUGAGACUGUGGAGCAGAAGGUCGAAGGUCCUUUGCACCUGUGCUGGGAAUGGCUUGAAUUCCAUGAAGCCUUACGCAGUGGCGUCAGAGGCAUGGUGCCGCCCAGAGAUGUGGAAUUGAAGGCAGACGGCAAACAUUAUUUGGACAGGAGCAGCUACGAGUCGGCAGGUCUGAGGGAUUGCCUGUCCAAAGCGCGCGAAGAUUCACAUCAAGUUCAGCUGAAUGUGGGUCCAGAGCGUUUGCAACCUCCACCGCCUCCAGUCACUAAAACUACGGAUUCUUUAUGAGGCCUUGGGGCCUUGCAGUGCCUUGCAGGUGAGCAACUAAGCCAAGUAAGGAUGGUAGUCAGCAAGACUGCUGUUAUACCUGCAGAUCCUGAAGACUUUGCGAUGCUCUCUUGACGUUGGCAGCCCGUAGGUAGCUAGCUAAGUAGCUCAUUAUUUUUCGUCUUUCAUUCGCUCAGCGAUGAAUCUUGAAGAUCUUAGUGACUUCACAUCCCUCAGGGUCGAGAACUUACGUCCUG